UUUUUCAUAGCUGCCUGUCUGCUACAGAAAACAUAACCUCUCAAAUUCUCAAAACAUUUUCUAACAAAAAAAAACUAGAGUUGACAUUUAUCUCUUUCAACUUAUUUAUUAUGAAAGUAAAUUUUUAUUUCAAUUUUUUCACUUGUGUGUUUUAACAAAAUGAGAGAAAGCUGAAGUAACUAUAUCUCCAGAAUAUUUUUACCACAAUUCAUAAACUCAUGUAAUGAACUCAAUCAAGAACUGUGAUAGUAACCCAAGUGAAAACUCUUCCUGCUCUUCUAAUGAACGAGCAAAAAUCGUGUUUACGAUACGAGAUGGGAGCCUCCUUGUCACUUCCAAAAACGACGUGGUAUCCAAGAGUGCGCUCACUGGUUUUCAAUGUCUGCCGUUUAAAAAUUCUAAAUCAAAAGAGGAAGGUGAAGGUGAAAUUUAUAUUGAAAUAAUUCGAGAUGAUGUCGAACAAUAUGAAGAAUAUCCUAUCAACAACAUCUCAUCAUCAUAUGGAGCGUUUUGGAAGGGAGAUUUUGAAUCGUGUAUUGACAGACGCACAUGCAUAGAGUGCAAACAUGUUUUGUUUACACCUCAUCAACUCCUGCAUCAUAUGCAGAACACACAUAAUAUUCAAAAUCCCAAUGAGUGCUUUGUCUGCCAUAAACUUUUUUCUAAUGGUUCUGAGAGCAAUAACCACAUGAAACAAGUUCACCACUUUGAGAGACCUGAUGUCACCUGUGAAGCAUGCUUUAAAGUAUUUGAUAGUGAAUCUGAUAAAAACAUUCACAGAACCCGUCAUAGUGAAAGAUUAAAUUGCAAAUGGUGUUCUGAGCCGUUUCCUUGCGAAUACCUUUUAAACUAUCAUCUUCGAAACUGCUCACUUCGUCGAAUCGACCUAGAUUGUCAUAUCUGUGGCUGCCAAUUCAGAAGCAGCCAUAUAUUACAGCUGCAUAGUCUGAGACAUAAUCGUAACUCUUGUGAACUUUGUCAGUACAGUCCACUAAAUGUAGCUGAUGCACUGGGUGAGGAUGCUGCUGUUUCAUUAGUAAAACAUUUGAAAAAUUGUCAUACCCAGGAAGAAAUUGAUAGUAUUUUGAAGAAGUUAAAAAUACAGGAUGAGGAAGAAGAGACCUUAGAUAAGCUUUUCAUGAGUCAAAUUGAAGAAAAUUUAAACCAACUAAGUGAUUCUAUUCCUCAAAACUGUGCUGACGAUCCUCAGAAGGAACAAAGUUGGGAAAUAUCCCUUGACAACCAACAAGAAAUAAUUUCUAGACAUGCUGAAGCAUCACUGCAAUGCACUGAAUGCCACAAAACAUUUGGAAGCAAAGAAGAAACUGUGAAACAUGAGUUGACUCACCAAACCCCAUUUUCUUGUAGUGUAUGUUCUUUAAAAUUUUCACACCGCAGAGGCUUCAAAAAGCACAUGCGUUCACAUGGUAUUCUUGUGAAACCCAGUUCUGUAAGAUACACUUGUAGACAUUGCUCUGUGAAUUGUGCAACCUUGUCUGCACUUCAUACACACCUCCUUAUUCAUACUGAUGAAAAGCCACACCUCUGUGAAAAAUGUGGCUUAAAAUUCAGACGGCCUAAUGCUCUCAAAGCUCAUGAUCUUGCUGUCCACAAGUCAAGGGUCUUGCAUCACUGCUCUCAAUGUGACACCAAAUCUCUUUCAAAAUCUUCUUUACUUCGUCAUAUUCAGUGUGUGCAUGGAGGAGUGCGACGUUUUAUUUGUGGGCUAUGUGGUAAUCGUUGUCUGCAAAACCAAGGUUUGAGACGACAUCUGAAGAGUGAGCACAAUUUAGAGUUACCUCCAAUGGAAAGUUUGUGCAAGAAAUCGAGUAUGGAGGUUCAUGUCAUUCCACCACCUCAAAACCUGUCCCCAAACAAUCCCAUUGCGGAGAUAUUGAAGCUCGCUAUCAGGGAUGAGAAAUCAAAAUUGGAAGCACUAAAAAAACUGCCCACUUCAGAAGAAACUCCAAAUAAUGAGAGUCCUAAAUUGUUGUGUUCAGAAAGUGUCAUUGAUGGACAGCCAUUGAACAUUCUUGGUGAUGUUGCGUCUAAAGCUGCUCCCCUAGAACAAGCGAGUGUCAUACCUGAAUUUCUCCAGCCAAAAUCUCAGGAAGCUACUAAGUUUUUAUGUGCUGAAUGUCAACACUGUUCUGAUAGUUUGAAUGAUCUCUCUCUUCAUUUGACUCGAUGCCAACAGGGGAGGACUGUAUUUGCUGAACAGGAUAGCAAUGAAGUAUUAGUGGCCAAACCUCCUGUUGUCUAUGCUCUGGCUUCUUCACUUGCAAAACAUUCCAAUGAAGUUUCUAGUGGAAUUCCCUACCAGUUGUGUUUUGUUCCUCCCAUCAAUGUGGGCUCCUCUACACUGGGACCUGUAUCUGUAUGUAACAAUAGUUCAGAACAGACUGUUGUACCAUCAAUUAAUGUCAGUACAUCUGUGUCAUUACCCCAGGCAUCUAGAAACUUACUAGCAACCAGUAUUUCUUCAACAUCUCUAAGUGAUAUUAGCAAAAAUAAUGUGGAUAAUAAUAUGGAAUCAACAGAAAAUUUAGUGCCUGUAACAGAAUUUAAUGGGGGAUCAAGACUGCCAAUAGAUAUUAUGUCACUGAAUGUUUUAGAUACUUCCAACACAUCUCAGUUGGAGUUUUUAGACGCUUCAAAUUUUAUAUUUCAAGAAGACUUUUUAAUCAGAGAAGAAACAUGCAAAAUAUAUGACCUAAAUGAGCCAUCUGCAUCCUUUACUACAUCAAAUGCUGUUUCAUUGAAUGACGGUCGUGUGGAGAGUUUAAAGGAACAAUCUUCCCCCUAUAAUUGCCCAAAAACUAUGUUAUUGGGUGCUGAUGGAAUGAAAGUUAGUCAGUUGUUGUCGUCUGGUCUAGAGGUGGUCUCACCAAAUUUGCCUGACAAUCCCAAAGCCUUAAAUGAUUCUGCUUCUUGUUUUCUUGAGAGCACACCACCCGAAUUGGUUUCAUCGUUACCUACGUUACCUGCUACCAACUGUGGCACCGUUGUGCAGCCAGAUGAGAAUCAAACUCACUGCAGUCCUGAGAAUUUAAAAAUCAUGCAAAUUUGUAAAAAAGCAAAAACUGACUCAACCAACCCAAUUGAUGGAGAAAGGAACUCCUUAAAAUCAGAAAUAGUUAAAUCAGCAAGUUGUACUGAGGAGAAGGCUAAUCAUGUGUGUCCGGAAUGUGGCAAGCAACUUUCAUCUGCCUCUACUUUCAAGAGACAUCUCGAAAUCCAUUUUGGGGGCAAACCACAUAUAUGCUCAUAUUGUGAUAAAUGCUUCAGAUAUAAACACAACCUUACUGUUCAUAUUCGUUCUCACACAGGUGUGCGACCUUUUGACUGUCCGACCUGUAAAAGAAAAUUCAGGUAUCUGUCCGAGCUUAAUGAACAUAGACUGUCUCAUAGUGGAUCAAAAUCAUUCUCAUGUCCAGAAUGUGGUCAACAGUUUGCACGUCAAAGAGAUCUCCGGCGACAUUCUCUUUCUCACAGACAAAGCGAAAAACCGACGUGUGAUAUAUGUCAGAAAAUAUUUUCUCGUGUAGAUUAUUUGAGAAGACACAUCAAAGCUCAUAAGUCAUCAGCCAUCAUGGAUGGUGAAGAGUCUUCAUCAUUGAAGACCGCCAGAAAUCAAGUCAUGAAGAAAUCCGGAACACAGGACAAAAUUCAAGCAGAAGUAUCUCAUAGCCUGAAGAACAUACCAAGUGGUUCCAUUAAAUCUGUUCCUGAAUCAUACAAAUCACGGAAAGCUAACUCAACUUUAGUUGUUAAAGAUUGUACUUCCGAUGAUUUGAUUAGUUUAGCAUACCAAGCUGCAGAGGAUGGAGUAGAAUUCAUGUUUGUUGAAGAAGUCAAUGCCUGCGCUUAUGAGCAGGACAUCGAAGUCACUAGCUCAGAAGUGGAAGGCAAUUUUAUGCUGAUAAAAACAUGGGAGCAGAUUUAGAGGGAGUGUGAGAGUCAAUGGAGGGAAGGACCACUGCGACUCGCCGCACCCGACCAGCAAGGAGACAGCCAGUCGGGCUGUGGCGGUCAUCUCAAUCAAGAAACAACUAGCUGAU
This is a messenger RNA of Thrips palmi, 4061 nucleotides long. RefSeq lists its product as uncharacterized. The record is from RefSeq and is a predicted model, not a curated record. The transcript has 13 exons. Gene Ontology annotation, biological process: regulation of transcription by RNA polymerase II; cell fate commitment. Gene Ontology annotation, cellular component: cytoplasm; nucleus. Lineage: Eukaryota; Metazoa; Arthropoda; Insecta; Thysanoptera; Thripidae. The coding region runs from base 224 to 3946 and encodes 1240 amino acids. Gene Ontology annotation, molecular function: DNA-binding transcription factor activity; histone deacetylase binding; RNA polymerase II cis-regulatory region sequence-specific DNA binding.